This is a messenger RNA of Syzygium oleosum, 1370 nucleotides long. Its product is annotated as probable mediator of RNA polymerase II transcription subunit 26a. The transcript is spliced from 7 exons. Gene Ontology annotation, cellular component: nucleus. The record is from RefSeq and is a predicted model, not a curated record. Bases 50 to 1141 code for a protein of 363 amino acids. Lineage: Eukaryota; Viridiplantae; Streptophyta; Magnoliopsida; Myrtales; Myrtaceae.
UUGACUGUCGCUUGCACUCCUAGCGAUUUACUCUUCGAUCGUUUUCACGAUGGGGGAGUCGUUCGAUGUCUGGAGAAUAUUCUUCAGAACCACGGACACCGACGUCUUCGAGUUCAUAGACAAGGCGAUCACGAUCGCCGCUCUAGAUUGCCCCGAAGAUUUUCUGUCGCGAAGAGGCCGUAUCGCAGAGCGGCUGUUCUCGUGUGAGACGACUCGGGCCGGAAGUGAUGGCACACGCGCAACUAAAGAAAACAGGGCGAACAGCGACAUGGGUAAUGUUGCGCUUGAUGGGGUUAGCAUAAACUGCAGCCACGGAGAAACUGAGGCAAACAGCGAGACCUCUCAACUUCUUGUCGGUCAAGUUCUGAGGAUCAAGCGGGUUUUGGACAACAGUCAACAUGAGUCUGAUUCCGCACUAUAUGAAUCACUGAGAAGGCUCCAGUCGAUGAGCAUCACUUUGGAUAUAUUGGAGAAAACUAAGAUUGGGAUAAGCGUCAAUAGUCUCCGAAGGAACUGCGGAUCAAAGCAGAUUGCUCAACUCGCCUGCGACAUUACUAUGGGAUGGAAGGCUAUGGUGGAAGAUUUUUGCCGCAGCACAGAGGAUGUGGCUGUUCUUUUUGUAGAUCCUCACAAAGUAGGAGACGGAACAACAUCUUCCGUCAAGAACCAGAACAUCAGCAAACCGGGACAAGUCAAUGAGUCAGGUUCACUUGUUAACGGGAACUGGAGACUGAAUGUGAACCAGCACAAGGGCAUUGUGAAGCCCAAUAUGUCCUCAAACACUAACUCGAGGACAAUCCCAGCAAGCGAUAUUGCGUCAAGGAAGUUUGCGAAGGAGAGAAUGCUUAAGUCGCAAAGCUCACAUCGAUCGGUCGCGGGGUGCGAAAGACCACUUGCCAGUCAACAGGAGAGGAUCAAGGGCUGGGACGAAGUUGUGGCGGACAUGAAGUUUCAAGCCACCAAGAGGAAGAUGCAAGAACUUUAUCAAAGAGCAGAAACGGACAAGAGGCGGCGGACGGUGCAAGAAUUGGAUCCGCGUGAUCUCCCAAAGAUGGCGACGAGUCGUAAGGCUUCGCGCGCCACAAUUGCAAGAGGUAGUCGGCGGAGGAUGAUUUCGCGGAGCCGGGUCUCAUGCGUCUAAAGACCAAAAGCCCCGCGCCGACAAUUUUGCCACAAAGAGAUCGAAGUUUCCGGACUUGGGAUCAAGCAAGAGUCGAAUAUUGUUCAUAGUCGUCCUCUUAGCUGUAGACGGAUAUAAGACAACUGAGAGUUGAUCAUUAGAGUAGUUUUGUAGGAGGAGGUGUCGAUGAAUUCUUUGCCAAAAAUUGUACAUUGCAACCUGUCAUCAAUCAAUACCUAAAUUUUUUUUU